UUAAUGUUUUAUGUGCGCGGACUCUCCGAUAAUCAAAACAGUUCCAUAAUUUUGCACAGCCGGUUGAAUUGAGUAACAAAAUUAAGAAAGUUUGUGAGAGAAUAUUCUGUAGUUGAUCAUAGUGGUCUACAAAAAACAUGGAAUCAUUUCGGUACAGUUGUGAUUGCAACGGCAAUUUCCGGAUCGCCUUGAAUCGCUUCAACGAUCCGGCGGAAAAACAACAGCUCGAAAAGGCAUUCGAUCAGCUGGUCGAUUCGGCUUGGGACGACGAAGACGAAGAGGCCGAUGAACUUUUGGCCUCGGUAAUACACACUAUGAAAGGCAAACAUCUUUCGGUGCCCGAACAUCAACUAGCCUUAAUGUGCAACGCAGCCUCUCAGAACCUUGAUGCAUCAAUCAUCUUCACAGUUUCGGACGACCAUCAACUCCAACAAUCAUGCUCGUGCAAAUCUAUUUCGCAGCAUCUUUCCAUUCUGUUAAACUGUGGUUUAGCGGAAUUGAAUAACUGUGUCGACCCUAAGGAACUUCGGCUCAUGGAUGUGCUGAGGGCUAUUGAACCCUUCCUAAAUGGCAGAUUUGGACAAGAUCGUGCAGUGAACGAAUUUUGUCAAGCUUUGUGGAGUUACAGCUUAAAACCUCCAUGUAAGGAUUCUAUUGUGUCGAAAUUAGUAUCAAUUGAUCCAAAUUAUCUAAAUAAAGUUAUUGAAAAUAUAUUAGCUGAGGACCUGAUAGAUGUAGACUUGCUGAUGGAUGAGGAUUUUUUCAAAACUUUAUCUUCCAUAGUUAGUAUUUCUGAAGUGUUUCGAUACGUAAGUUUUUAUAUAGCUGAUAAAGAUUUCAAAUCAUGUACGAAGUUGAAAGUACUACUAGGUGCUGUGCUAAAAACUGUCAAAGUAAAUUUACCGAAAGCCAAAUAUAUCCAAUUAUAUCCGUCCCAUUUGCAAUCAAUAGUGAUCGUUUUAAAUGAAAUCAUCGAUGCCAAUGAUCCGGUGAUACAGAGCAUGUUAGAACAAAUUAGGAAAACUACUCUCCUUGAUUAUAACCUUUUAGUUUCACAUUUUCCUAUAUUUCAGUUUAUUCAAUAAAUACAUAGCUUAAGUUAGAUCAACCUUCUUAUAUAAUUUUAUUCAUCCGAACAUUUCCCGUUCC
Messenger RNA from Uranotaenia lowii, 1149 nucleotides. RefSeq lists its product as uncharacterized. The record is from RefSeq and is a predicted model, not a curated record. The transcript has 2 exons. The coding region runs from base 138 to 1085 and encodes 315 amino acids. Lineage: Eukaryota; Metazoa; Arthropoda; Insecta; Diptera; Culicidae.